This is a messenger RNA of Linderina pennispora, 3345 nucleotides long. RefSeq lists its product as uncharacterized. The record is from RefSeq and is a predicted model, not a curated record. The transcript has a single exon. Lineage: Eukaryota; Fungi; Kickxellomycota; Kickxellomycetes; Kickxellales; Kickxellaceae. Gene Ontology annotation, cellular component: cell septum; cell periphery. Gene Ontology annotation, molecular function: chitin synthase activity. The coding region runs from base 391 to 3000 and encodes 869 amino acids.
CGAGGCGGCGCGGGCAGGGCUCGUCGCUGGGCAGCGGUGGGCUGGGCAGUGCGGCGAUGUUUAUGGCGCAAGUCGGACAACGACGAUGCCCAGCAUGGGUUUGGCAGCAGCGGGAGUGUCGGGGUCGUUUGAGCUGGCCGACUACUCGACUGGUGGCAGCACGUCGACGAUUCUGCACCGACGCGCGGUGUCAGGUUCGGGGUCAGGGCCGGGCCGGUGGUGGGCAUCGGUAUUCCGCAGCCACCACCACCGACGCACGUAUUCGGCGUCGGCAGUGUCGCAGCGUACCAGUCAGCAUUGCGCAGGCAGCGCGUGGCCGCCCGGCAGCGACAGGCGGCGCGGCCAGCGACGGGACAAAGCAGCAAAACGGCAGAGCAGAAGGGCGGAUUCAUGCGGCGGCGGAUGCAGGCGCUGCGGCUUUACGUAGCGGACUUCAUCAUGCCGGGCGGUGUGAACCGGUUUGGCUCGACCAGCGGCCAUAUGUAUACCGAAUCAAUCGGCUACCUGCUGGCAUUCGCGAUAGCCAGCGUCGCGUUCAUCAUGUGGGGCACACUGGUGCCCAAGGCGCUGUGCAGCACAAACCAGACGUUUACGGCCGCGGACGUGCAAGCACGCAAAUUUGUGUCAGCCAACGGCAUCGUGUCCGAUUUCACACUGUCGCACACAGGGUUCGGGCAGCGUAUGCGCGGGUUUUCUGGCUAUGACGUAUCGGCCGUGUUCCCGAUGCUGGGAGAGCUGGCUGCCGACACACGGGUGUUGCUGCCCAGCAGGACGCAGGCGCUGCUGAGCAAGUGCGUGGCUAACGAGUCGGCGACGCUAAGCUUCAUUGAGUCGUGGCGCGCCAACUCGACUCUGUACUAUGGGGGUGUGGACGACUUUCCGACGCACUGCCCGUUCCCGCAGGCACCACAGACCAGCGGCACCGACUGCCUGACGGCGUCGUGGGAGCAGUUCCCCAGUGCCAAAGUUGGGCUGUUGAAGAUCAGCUCGAGCGAGGUCAAGGAGAUGCAUGCGUCGCCGGCUACAUCAUGGGUGAUCAUCGACGAUAUGGUAUUUGACGUGUCACUUUAUGUGCGGCAUGCGAGCGACGAAUUGGUGGUCAACGGCACGCGGCUGGCGGACCGGCAGCUGCGGCCCGAGAACAUGUUCCUGCCUGAGAGCCUGACUAAGCUGUUUCUAGACCACCCCGGCAAGGACAUCUCGGGAGCGUUCCACGACCUGGACAUUGACGAUGUGCUGUACAAGGCGUGCAUGGUUCAGCUGUUCCUGCGCGGCACCACGCAAACCGCCAAAUCGCCGUUUGCCUGUGCCAACACUAACGUGGUUGCGUGGGUCACGUUUGGGCUGUACUUUGUGGUGCUGUUUGCGCGCUUGGUUAUUGCCGAGACAUACGGUUGGUUGCGGGCGCGCAAGGCCGUGAUGGCCAGCCAGUCCAAUGACGACGAUGACGAUGACGACGCAGCGCUCGGCUCAGCGAACAACAGCCCCAUGGACGGUUCGGCGCGGCAGCUGGAGGCCGGGCAUGCAGACAGCAAGCGCCCGAGUGCGCCCAAAUGCAUCGUCGUGGUGCCAUGCUUCCGCGAGUCGAUGGAGACGCUGUCGCGAACGCUGCAGGGCGUCGCUCGGUCGACGCACGGCGGCGCCAACACAUUGCUGUGGAUCAUCAGCGAUGGCGACGCGGCAGUGCUGGCAGACAUCUUGUGUAUUGUAGCCCAUGCCGGGCGUGGCAGUGACGCCAAGUUCUACGGCGCCUACGGGGCGACCAACGCCAGCGGAUAUGCAUCGGCACGUGUGUUUGGCGGAUUCUACGAGUGCGGUCGGCACCGCAUCCCGUAUGUGGUCACGGCCAAGGACGCGUACCAGGGCCGCGUCGACACGCUGAUGCUGGUGCUGAAUUUCUUCCGCAACGUGGCUGGCAGCCCGCGGGCGGCACACGGGUCGCUAUCACCGCCGCGCCAGACGGUGUUUCUGGAGGAGGAAGUCGAGGCCCGCAUGGAGGCGCUGGGUCACGCUCCGGCAGCAGCCGACUACUGCCUGCUGCUGGAUGCCCGCAUGCAGAUCGACCCGCUGGCUAUCACGCAGUUUGUCGCGCGCAUGGAGCAGAGCGCCGACGUCGUUGCGCUGUCGGGCACCGUCUACCCGGCAGGCCGCGCAAAGUCGCUGCUGCACGUCUUGCAGUUCUUCGACCUGUACCUGCAGCACUUUGUCGCGCCUAUGUGUGAGAGCCUGGCUGGCAUCACAUGUCCGCUCAACCAGCUCUUCACCAUGUACCGCCUGCGCCUGCCCUCCGGUGCCCCAUGCCUGGGCGACGAGGGCCUGACUGCUGCCAUGGCCGAGCUGAUGAAGCGCCCCGUCAAGUGGCGCCACCUGGCGUGGCCCGGCAACGACUGUCUGCUGGCCCCACGUCUGGCGCGCCAGUUUCCCACCUACCGCUGGGCAUUUGAGCCCAACGCGCGCGCCGAGGUCGAGCUGACCAAGCACCAGAUGGUCGCCUUUGAUCCCUACCAGCGCCAGUGGUUCCGCUCGCGUCUGGCCACACUGCUGGACAUGCUACGCGGCCGCAUCCGCAAGCCUGCGUGGCCCGUCGUCAUCGCCCACUUGGCCUUUCCCUUCGUUGUGCCUGCCGCCGCCUGCAUGCUGUACCUGGAGAUCGUCAUUUCGUUCUUUGGCGACAGCCCGGCCAUUGUGGUCUCCGAGCUGACUGGCGGCUUCGUUGGCGCCACUUUGAUCCUGCUGCUGGCGCGCCGCAAGUGGAGCCUGGCCGUGUAUUUCCUCGUGUACUGCGUCAUAGCGGUGCCCUUCUACCAUGUGUGGAUCCCAACCACUGCCUUCUUCACCAUGAACCGUGUCUGGGUGCCGCCCGAGCAUGCCGACGCCCAAUCCUGCAGCACGUGCCGCCCAGUCCGCCCCCGCCGCGCCCGAAAGCCUCGACGCGAUCAAGCACAAGUACCUGCGUCGUCUGAGCUCUGCCACCUCCGAGAAGGCCGCAUUGCAGGAUAGUGCCAGCUCUCUGGCCUCUACUGCCAGCAAGCGCCGCCCGACCGUGCUGAGCGACUCGGAUGAGGACAUGGAGGACCCGGAUGAGACCGACGACGAGCAUGUGGAUCUGGGCCAGCCCAGCCUGCGCCUGCAGUGGGGCCCGCCUGCCGAGCCGCCUCUGGUGGUCGAGACCCGCAGCGCUAUCCGCCGUGUCCUGCACGACCGCUACCCGCAGGGCAUCACUGCUGACUCGCCCGAGUUCUUCGAUGUGUGCGAGUGCACCCUGGCGCUGCUGAUCUCAGCCUACCCGAACUGCACCGUCCAGGAGCUGGCCGUGGCUGUGGACUCGUGCAUUGACGAGCUGGU